AUGGCUCCUCCUAAUUCCCACGGCCUACUCCUCUCCUUCUUCGCAAUAACUAUAUUAUUCUCAUUUCCCACGGCAGAAUCAAACCUAGACGUCCAUUAUUACCAAACCACAUGCCCAAGAUACAACGACAUCGUGGGCGAAGUCGUGACGGAAAGGCAAAUCACCAAUCCUACAAUCGCAGCCGCCACGCUUCGCCUCUUCUUCCACGACUGCCUAGUCCACGGUUGUGAUGCCUCCAUCCUCAUCGAUGCCUCAACCUUACCGCCCAACAGCGACACUCCCGAGCGGGACCACGACAUCAACCAGUCCCUCUCCCACGAGUCAUUCGAUCUCAUCGAACGAAUCAAGACCGCCCUCGAACUUGAAUGCCCCAAUAUUGUUUCAUGUGCCGACAUAAUGGCAACCGCAACCCGUAACCUAGUCACGAUGGUUGGUGGGCCACUAUAUGAGGUUAGCUUAGGUCGUAAAGAUGGUCUUAUCUCGAAAGCGUCGGAGGUAGAGAGUUUCAUCCCAAGAGGGAACGCCUCGACGCCUAGUCUAAUCGCCGCGUUAGAAGCGAAAAGUCUAACCAUCCAAGAUCUAGUUGCCUUAUCUGGUGCCCACACGAUCGGUUUUUCCCAUUGCGACCAGUUCGCACACAGGAUUUACAACUUUAGCUCGAAUGAUGAAAUUGACCCUGCUUUCAACACGAAAUAUGUGGCCGGGCUCCGCCAACUCUGCAUCAACUACACUAAUGACCCUACCAUUGCCGCGUUCAACGACGUUAUGACACCGAAAAAGUUUGAUAAUAUGUACUUCUCCAACUUGUUGAAUGGACUGGGACUUUUAACAACGGACCAAGGAUUGGUGGAUGAUCCCAAGACAAAGAUAUUUGUGGAGAAAUACGCAGCCGAUCAGACAGCUUUUUUCGAUGAUUUUGCGAACGCUAUGGCCAAAUUGAGCGUGUUGGAGGUGAAGACGGGAGAUGAGGGAGAGAUAAGGGAAAAGUGUAAUACCUUUAACACUCGUAUUAUCGCGAAAUUGUCGAAAUCGUCGUCGAGUGUAGGUGUAAAGUUUACGAUGAUGAAUAACUAA
Messenger RNA from Impatiens glandulifera, 1074 nucleotides. RefSeq names its product peroxidase 31-like. NCBI's taxonomy places the organism in Eukaryota, Viridiplantae, Streptophyta, Magnoliopsida, Ericales, Balsaminaceae. The transcript has a single exon. The record is from RefSeq and is a predicted model, not a curated record. Gene Ontology annotation, biological process: hydrogen peroxide catabolic process; response to oxidative stress. Bases 1 to 1074 code for a protein of 357 amino acids. Gene Ontology annotation, molecular function: peroxidase activity; heme binding.